Mollisia scopiformis is the source of this 375-nucleotide messenger RNA. RefSeq lists its product as uncharacterized. Lineage: Eukaryota; Fungi; Ascomycota; Leotiomycetes; Helotiales; Mollisiaceae. The transcript is spliced from 2 exons. The record is from RefSeq and is a predicted model, not a curated record. The annotation marks the transcript as partial.
CAGCAUAUGGAAUUUUCGAUCGAAGAUAUUCUCGACAUGCAUCGACAUUGGAUCACUAAACUUUAUGUCGAGGAUGGGAAGACUGAUGUGGAGAUCGUUGGCCUGCUUCGUGAACGAGGUUUCAUCGUCACGUGGGUGUCACCAUCAGCUUUUCUUUCAUCGCUGACAACAGAUCAGAUUAACACAAGUCCGUCGUUGUAUUGGAGAGUGGACUUUGUUACAUGUCACCAUGGCCCUGACGAGGCCCAUGAGGUGGAAACCACUUUGUGCCACGUCCCCAACGGACCUACCCCACUCGAGACAUACACAGAAGAUGAGCAGAGCCAUGAAAUGCUUGCUCUGGGGCUGGAAAGAGAUCGAGUUCCGCGUCCUAGU